Penicillium longicatenatum is the source of this 678-nucleotide messenger RNA. RefSeq lists its product as uncharacterized. The record is from RefSeq and is a predicted model, not a curated record. NCBI's taxonomy places the organism in Eukaryota, Fungi, Ascomycota, Eurotiomycetes, Eurotiales, Aspergillaceae. The transcript has a single exon. The coding region runs from base 1 to 678 and encodes 225 amino acids.
AUGUCACACGACACCCUCAAGAGUCCCUCCUGGCUCCGUGCCCAAGGAGCAAAAGUAACUCGCUGGAUCAACAGCCCCACCGAACCAGGCUGUCCAAUCCUAAAGAACACACUAUCCUACGAAGAAAUCGAAGAGAAAACCACCAAGUUCGAACGAAAUGCAAAUAUCGACAUCGAAAUCACUGGACAUACCCUCCUCUUACCACCAUGGGUAGUCGCACCCCCCACAGAAAGAGGAGGAUAUGUGUACUACACAAUGCGAUUCGACAGAGAUCAAUGGACCGGGUUCUUUGCACCCGGUAUCCUUGUUAUCCAAAGCAUGCGUCGAGUCAUACCCGGUACCCCCCAUCCCUCCGAUAUUGCAUUGACUCUUUACGCCAGAGAGCAAGGCCGGCUUGACAAUUUGCGAUACGUUUUUGCCACAACCAUCCUCAAUUGGCAGACUAAGCACUUUAUUUCGCAGGAGUUGUAUGAUUCUUGGCCGGGUGUUGAGCCGCGAUGCUGGGAGUAUGGGACGAAGGAGUAUGAAGGAAUUAUGGGGACGAGGAUUGGACGUACGGUGGCUUAUCUUGUUUUGGGUGGGUUUGAACGGGGAACGCGUCGGAUUGUGCGGAUUGUGACUUACAAUAAGGCUGAUGAGUUAGAUAUUCGGUUUGAUAUUCGACCGGUUACUAACUAG